AAAGUUUGAUGUCUGUGCUCAAGAAGCUCAAAAUGUCUAAAAUCUGUACCCAUUCGGGCUCCUUCCAUGCCGACGAGUCUCUUGCUGUUUAUAUGCUUCAACAAUUACCAAAAUACAGCCAGUACGAUUUAAUUAGGUCCAGAGACCCUAAGGACUGGGAAGAAAGUGAGAUUGUCAUCGAUGUGAGUGGAAAGUACGAUGGUGAAAAGUACUUUGACCACCAUCAAAGAGAGUUCUUUGAAACAUUUCCAGGGUUCAGUACCAAGUUGAGUAGUGCUGGGUUAAUCUACAAGCACUUUGGACAAGAUAUCAUCAAACACAAAUUGAAUCUUACCGACAGUGUACAAGACUCCGAGAUAAUCAAGGGAAUCUGGGAAAAGAUAUACAAGGAGUUCAUUGAAAGUAUUGAUGCUAACGACAACGGAAUCAGCAAAUACGAUGAGUCUGCUACCGCUAGUUUAGAACCAAAAUUCGUCGACAGAAGCUUGAUGUUGCCAAGUAUUAUUGCCAACUUAAACCCGCAGUGGUACAACGACCCUACCCCAGAAGACUUUGAUAAGCAAUUUUUAAAGAGCAGUGCCUUGAUGGGACAGGUGUUUGAAAACGUGUUAGAAUAUCAUGGAGUCUCUUGGGUCAAAUCCAAGGCUAUUGUGGAAGAUGCCAUAAAAGGUAGGUUUGAUGUGGACAAGUCUGGGGCUAUUAUCAAGUUAGAAAAAUACUGCCAAUGGAAAACCCACUUAUAUAAUACCGAAAAGGAGCUCGGAAUCGAAGAGGCUAUCAAGUUUGUAUUGUACAAAGAUUCUUCCAACAGUUGGAGAAUUAGCACUGUUUCUGUCAAUAGUGGAUCGUUUGAGUUCAGGUUGGGAAUCAAAGAGAAAUGGAGAGGAAUCAGAGAUGAGGAGUUGAGCAAAAUGGUUGGUAUUGAAGACGGUAUUUUUGUUCACGCAAACGGAUUUAUUGGAGGGGCCAAGUCGUUCGAGAGUGCUUUGAAGAUUGCCCGGGAGAGUUUAUAAUUUAUUAUAUAUUUAUUUAAUCCAAAAACACAAAUUAGGAAGAGAGAAGAGGUUUAAAAAAAGAUAGAGGAUCCAAAGAGUUUCUAGCCCAGUUCUGUUACCACUGUGACUGGCACGCCAAAAUCAGGAUUAUUUCUGGGCAUAUCUUGGCUCCUGUGUGAAGCCUUGGAUUUGGAAUAAGCAGCCAUUAUUGUUGAAAACGUGGGACUAGAGAUUUCAGAAUGGAGGAGAAGGAGUUGACAGUUAAAGAACCAAUUGUUAAGUGAAAAACGUUGGGUAUUGUAAAAUUGUCGUUUAUAUAAGGUAUGAGGCUUCUAAUCGUGACUGACAUGAAGGUGCUGCAAGGUGGUGCUUAGGCAGUACAUUCAAUAGACUAACUUUCCAGAGUCUCACAUGGGUACAGAGAGUUGAAAUAAG
Messenger RNA from Yamadazyma tenuis ATCC 10573, 1430 nucleotides. RefSeq lists its product as uncharacterized. Gene Ontology annotation, cellular component: nucleus; cytoplasm. The record is from RefSeq and is a predicted model, not a curated record. Lineage: Eukaryota; Fungi; Ascomycota; Pichiomycetes; Serinales; Debaryomycetaceae.